UGCAGGCACGUCAAUAGCUUUCACGCUCUCUUGCAGUUGCUCGUGCAAGAUGGCAGUUAUUGCGAAGAACAAUGCUUUUGGAGCAGGAAGCCCCAGCUGGAACCUCUCCUUCCCCGAUGGCAACUUGACUGCCGCCGAGAUCCUCGCGUACCUUCCACACUGGCUGAAGUCAGUGGACGUGAUUCUCAGGCUCGUCAACCACGGCGGAAGGUCUGUGACCAUUACGCAUUUCCUUAACACGUAUAGAACUAUGCCCACCGAUGACUAUCAGCCAAACUCGACCACGGUCAUGAUGCACUACGCCAUGCGCCGUACUGGCAAGUCAGGAUGGACAAUCAGCUCACGCCACAAGUUCGACGUCGAUCGUGAGUACGCUGAGGAUAGCCUGUACGUCGGUGACUUCAGGCCGCCGCGUCUCACUCACCCAAAGAUUGCUUCGUACAAGCAGAAGGCCAAGAAGGAAGACCUGGCACGCAACAGCGAAGCUGAUCCCAUUCCAUUCAAGGAUCUUGCUAUUCAUGUCAAGAAGCACCCUUCUGGCUAUGAUGCACUGGAUCUCACCCGUUGUGUUAAGUAUGCGGUCAAGAACCCUACAGAGGAAUGGUUCUUUCCUACCGACUUCAAAAAGCUAGUGAAGCACAUUGGCGGCCCGCGUCCCGUCACUCACUCUCACCUUGAUAGGCAACUCUUUGCCCGUUACGACUACCUCUACACCGCUCACGACCCGUCACGGCUCGCAAACAAGCGCAAGGCCGCCGAUCCCACUAGUGACAGUGAAGGUGACAGUGACGAUGGCUCCGAGCCUUCUCCCAAGCGCAUAAAGUACAGUAGGACCAGGAAGUCCGCUUCCAACACCACAGCCACCGCCAAAAAGGUCGCACGCCAAACAAAAGGUACCGCAAUGACAGAAACCACUCCUCGCGAGACUAGCGGGCGCGGCCUCGGCCAGAUGGACGGCAGCCACGAUCGUCUUGACGGAAAGCGCAGGAGCAGCCGCCAAGUCAAGAAGGUGCCUGUAUACAACGAGAAGGAUGAUGAUGCCUCGGACGUCGACGCCGGCGAUGCUGAUUAUGCCACGCCUCGCAGGGUGCGCAAGUCCGCCCGCGUCCUCAAGGAAGAAGAGAGUGACUUCGAGGCCAAAGAUGAGCUCGAGAGUGAAGACGAGCUGGUGCCCCAGCACAAUGCCGUCGCCGACCGUGAUUUUGGCACUCCCACAGCUGCGAGGGGCAGACGUGUCGCCGGUCACAAAGCCCGCCAGAUCAUCAACGAGCAAUCAUCAGCAGCUCUUAUGGAACAGUUCAACACCUUAGCCGCGUCUGCCAAACCUGCUCACAGAACUUUCGACGACCCUAGCCCAGAGAUGAUGGCCGUAGCUCGCGAUUACGCAUCUCGCACACCUGUUCACAUUCCAGCUCCCGUUCUGUCCGGAGACCGCAUGGUCAUUGACGACUUCACUGUAUUUCUAUAUGCGCAGGAGGGCUGCCGCAACGCCGACGAGCUCUGGGCUUCCGCGCUGUCGACGUACCGCUUUGGAGGACCGCGUCGCCACGCCCCGUUCCGCGAGCUAUACCGCCUUACCGAGCCGUAUCCGUGGGACACGAGUGAUUGGGCAGAGAACAUCCGCUGGGCCAAGGAGCAGUACAAGCUGUUUGGCAGCAAGACCUGGACGGAGUAUGAUGACCACCUCGACACCAUUACUGAUCUGAGGAGGAGUCUGAUGUGGGUCAGCGAGGAGAGCCUUAUCAUGGGCUUGCAGGGUAUACUUUGAUGGGGUAUGUCUAUUUUGAACAGUGGUUUUUGGGAUCCGGGAAGGUCCUUGAGACAUCGAUGAACGCGAAACGCGCAGCGCAAACGACGCUUUAGCAUACAGGAUGCCGACAAUGUUCUUCGCAAACACUGUCAGGUAAUGCAAUGUAUGCUACACUUUAGCAAAUUUUAAGCAUG
Messenger RNA from Boeremia exigua, 1944 nucleotides. RefSeq lists its product as uncharacterized. The record is from RefSeq and is a predicted model, not a curated record. Bases 50 to 1768 code for a protein of 572 amino acids. NCBI's taxonomy places the organism in Eukaryota, Fungi, Ascomycota, Dothideomycetes, Pleosporales, Didymellaceae. The transcript has 3 exons.